Messenger RNA from Peronospora farinosa, 1779 nucleotides. The record is from the annotation of a GenBank genome assembly. Lineage: Eukaryota; Oomycota; Peronosporomycetes; Peronosporales; Peronosporaceae.
AUGCUGCGCAAUGCUCGAUCUCUCGGUGUGAAUGUGGCGGCGCUAACGUCUUUAACAGGUUUAGCAGUCGGAGAAGUAGCUCAGCAAUAUCAUGACAGGAAUACAGGUUUUUAUGCAAAGCAGCGGCUUCAGCAAUGGCGCGACACCUUCGAAAGUGAGAAAACAAGUGACGAAUCAGAUUCAAAACCAACGGGAGCGUCUGCUUGGCUGGGUAAUGCACCACCAAAGUUCCCAUAUUUGCUAUCAAUCUCAGCUGGUGAUGAUCCUGUAAUUGUUACAAACAAACUUUUAGGAGGUGCAAAGGUGCUGGGGUCUUACGAAGAACGAACUUGUGAUACUCUCAAGAGACUCACUGCACCAACUUCAGCACUGGGACGUGCAGCUCACAGAAUUGCAAUUCGAUACGCGGCGUUAAAAAGUUAUUUUCGUGGAAAUCUUCCAGUGGAUUUUCAUCCUCGUGGUGGGGUGAAAGCUGAAGCAGAAGGUGUCAUGAUGGAUGCGCUACUAGUUGCGCUACGAGACUUGCAACACUGUGACCAGCAGAGUAAGGAUUAUAAUGACGAAAACGACGUAAACGCGUCGGCGAAUCCCCAAACCAGUCAAGCAACUGUCCAUCUGGUGUUUUUUUUGCGGGACUUUAAUCUGCUUAAUGACCGGGACGCUGAAAGGUGGCUUUGCUGGACACAUCAAGUCUCGAGCGAAGGCUUAGCUCACGUGGUACUUUCAACAACCGCAACAGUAACACCUUCCAAGGCACAGUGGCUACGGACACGGCAUCAGAUUGGGCUGAGCACUGCUGCUUUGGACGACACCCAGAAUUUUGUUGGUAUAUUGCUGCGUCCCGCUAAUGGUCUAGUGGAUGAUACAUCCGCAGAGGAAAAGCUACGCGAGAUAGCGAAAUCGUACAACUUACGUUUGGAUUUGCAUCCUGCCUUGACAGCAAGUGUCGAUAGCCAAGGUGAUAUAAAUACGACAGACAGUAAACAUGAUGCAGAGAUUGAGGCUAUUGUGAAGACAACUGGGAAUUGGUGGAGCGAUAUUGACAUGAUUUGUCGGCGUCUAAAGGAAAACAACGCAAAUGCCGUGACGCUCCCUGAAGAGCGGCUAGCGAUGAUUCACAAGGUGUGCAACGACUUUGUACAAGACAUAGAAGUUGUGCUGCUGGCAUCAUUGCACUUGGAUGGAAGCCUUCAGCUCCCUUAUAAAAUCGCCACAAGCGAUACAUUCAAAGCAUCGGGCUCAAAAGAUUCAGAGGCUCUCCCACAACAACUUCUUGGCCCGAAAGACAAGGCGCCCCGCGACUGUGUGAGCCCGGUGAAUGCACUUCUGCCAUUUCACUACCGCAAGGAUGGUGAACAAAAGUUUCUGGAUUUGAUAGAUCAACAACUGUUAUUUUUGCGACCAAAGGAUGUUGUCGAGAUCGGAGUGAUUCCAUGCAAGACAGCUGCAUUAGUCUCCACAUGCUGGGUUCAGAUUCGUCCUGUCGUCAAGAAGGCUUUUGAAAAGAUACACAAAAGCGAUACGUACUUUAGAGCCAUGUUAGAUAUCGAUCGCUUUGCUGCCAAUAUCGAGAUGCAAAAAGAGAUCGAACAGUACGAGCAAGAGAUUGCUGAGCGGCGAGAGGCCUUAUUCGGUAUGAAGCGCGACUUUACAAUACUGCAGUUUUCGAUGACUCUUGCGGAGAAGGCAAAUCGAAAGGCCGAGCUUGCGCUUAUUGACGUGGAGCUUCAGGCCAAAGAUGUAUAUCUGGAAAAACUUCGUUCAUUACAGCCUUGGUGA